Messenger RNA from Cylicocyclus nassatus, 1092 nucleotides. The record is from the annotation of a GenBank genome assembly. Lineage: Eukaryota; Metazoa; Nematoda; Chromadorea; Rhabditida; Strongylidae.
AUGAAAAAAUAUAGGCGUAAUUUUGAUGAAGCUAUAAAUGAGAAGAUGAUGAGACUUGGUAGUGAGGUGGCAGACACUGUUGCUUAUGCCGUAGCAACAAAAGCACAAGACAAACUAAUUCAAUAUGGUGCAACUAGAGCUAAGAAUAGUAAAAGUAUGGCAUUGAUACAAGAAUUGGCUGAUUCAAUAGAAAUUGUUGAUGAAAAGUCAAGAGUCGUGUCUACUGGUUCUGGAUAUUAUGCGUAUAAGAAAAAAAUAUCUGGACCUUUAGUAAAAAUACCUACUGGUAAAAACAGAAUUGCACUAUUUCUUGAAUUUGGAACUGGUCUUGUUGGUGCAAAUAGCAGAAGCGAUGAUAUCAAGGAAGAGUCAAAGCGAUUUGGUUGGAGAUACGCUAUUAAUGAUGGAACAGAAAAAACUAUAAACACAUUAAUUGGUAAAUUUAAAACUAAAUGGUAUCCUACAAUAACUCUUGAAUCUGGAAGAAAGAUAACUGGUUUCAUUUUUAGGAGAAAAGGUGAAGAAUAUAAAGACCCAAUUGCAAUUGGUGAUAUUGGAACUCAACUUUUCUAUUUCAACCCAUCUAACACUGCAAGCUCUACAUUCACAAAUGGUUGUUUUGAAUAUGCUGUUCCUAUUACAGCAGGUGGAGAAUUUGGUGGUGAUGUAGAAUCAUUUGAUGCUCCAGAAACAGAUUUGGAUUACAUUCCAAAGAUUUCAGGAAGAACAUCAUUGAAUGAUAUUGCAUACACAUUAAACUACACAAAAGAAAGAUAUGCUAGAGCAAGAGAAAUUUCAAGUUCAACAACUCCACAAACAUAUAUGGAAGUUUUGAGCGAUGGUUCAGCAGUAAUUUUCAAUGCAACUUGUGGUAGACCAACAAUCACUUCUGGUGAUGUAAGACAAAUUGGUUUCACAUUAGUUCCACAACUUAUGAUUUGGGUUUCAGAUAUUUAUAAUUUGACAGCAGAUGAAUUGGAACAACUUGAUGAAGAUUGGUAUACAACCUCAUCAGGAACUUCAAAAAUCAAUAUUGAUGUUGAUUCAAUCCCAUCAUAUAGACCAGAAUAUUACACAGCAAAAAACAACUAA